Cynocephalus volans (Philippine flying lemur) is the source of this 1391-nucleotide messenger RNA. RefSeq names its product torsin family 1 member A (gene TOR1A). Gene Ontology annotation, biological process: nuclear membrane organization; protein localization to nucleus. Bases 35 to 1036 code for a protein of 333 amino acids. Gene Ontology annotation, molecular function: ATP binding; kinesin binding; ATP hydrolysis activity. Gene Ontology annotation, cellular component: endoplasmic reticulum; nuclear envelope; endoplasmic reticulum lumen. The record is from RefSeq and is a predicted model, not a curated record. The transcript has 5 exons. NCBI's taxonomy places the organism in Eukaryota, Metazoa, Chordata, Mammalia, Dermoptera, Cynocephalidae.
GCGCGAGAACUUGCCGGGCGGCGCGGGUCGGGGCAUGAAGCCGGGCCGGGCUACGGUGGGCCUGCUGCUGCUGGCGCCGUUGGUGGUGCGGGCGCUGGAGCCCAUCAGCCUGGGACUGGCCCUGGCCGGCGUCCUCACCAGCUACAUCUCCUACCCGCGUCUCUAUUGCCUCUUUGCCGAGUGCUGCGGCCAGAAGCGGAGCCUCAGCCGAGAGGCGCUGCAGAAGGAUCUGGACACCAAGCUCUUUGGACAGCAUCUUGCAAAGAAAGUCAUCUUAAAUGCUGUGUCUGGUUUCAUAAGCAACCCGAAGCCCAAGAAACCUCUCACCCUCUCCCUACACGGGUGGACGGGCACUGGCAAAAAUUUUGUCAGCAAGAUCAUCGCGGAGAAUAUUUAUGAGGGUGGUCUGAACAGUGACUAUGUCCACUUGUUUGUGGCCACGCUGCAUUUUCCACAUGCCUCGAACAUCACUCUGUAUAAGGAUCAGUUACAGAUGUGGAUUCGGGGCAACGUGAGUGCCUGUGCGAGGUCCAUCUUCAUAUUUGACGAAAUGGAUAAGAUGCAUGCUGGCCUUAUAGAUGCCAUCAAACCUUUCCUCGACUACUAUGACCUGGUGGACGGGGUCUCGUACCAGAAAGCCAUCUUCAUAUUUCUCAGCAAUGCUGGAGCAGAACGGAUCACAGACGUGGCUUUAGAUUUCUGGAGGAAUGGAAGGCAGAGGGAAGAAAUCAAGCUCAAAGACAUGGAGCACGCCUUGUCCGUGUCAGUCUUCAAUAACAAGAACAGUGGCUUCUGGCACAGCAGCUUAAUUGACCGGAAUCUCAUUGAUUAUUUUGUUCCCUUCCUCCCCCUGGAGUACAAACACCUGAAAAUGUGCAUCCGUGUGGAAAUGCAGUCCCGGGGCUAUGAGGUCGAUGAGGACAUUGUGAGCAGAGUGGCUGAGGAGAUGACGUUUUUCCCCAAAGAGGAGAGAGUUUUCUCUGAUAAAGGCUGCAAAACUGUGUUCACUAAGUUGGAUUAUUACUACGAUGAUUGAUAGCCCAAGAGUCAUUGCUUUGAGUUGGUGAAGAAACUCAACACUCAGUCCUUUUCCAGGCCUCCGCCCCCAGCUUCUUUCCCCAGAAGAGGAGUAAAAUAAUGAAUGUUUCCUGUUUGAUGUGACAGGAAUCCUCCUGGGCAUCGGGACCACGGACACAGCCAUGCAGCCUCCCCAGCCUUCAGAGGAGGAAGUAGCUAGCUCCCAGCCCACUCAUGCCAGGGCUCAUGAAUUUUUUAAAAUUAUGUUUUAAUUUCAAGUGUUUCUGUUUCAAGGAAGGAUGCAUAAGUUUUACUAAAAAUGUGACUUUAUUUAAAAUGGUUUUUAACAUUAUGAGAAACCUCUCAGAUUCUAA